Molecule: messenger RNA, 4442 nt
Organism: Pseudophryne corroboree (corroboree frog)
Lineage: Eukaryota; Metazoa; Chordata; Amphibia; Anura; Myobatrachidae
Gene: KANSL3
Product: KAT8 regulatory NSL complex subunit 3
Exons: 23
Coding region: 138-3437 (1099 amino acids)
Biological process (GO): positive regulation of transcription by RNA polymerase II
Cellular component (GO): NSL complex
Source: RefSeq, a predicted model, not a curated record
AAGUGGGCGGGGCCAGGGAGAGCGGCCGCCGCCGCAAUGACGCGAAAGGAUGUUGAUAAAUUCGGCGGCACGAGCGCGCAGUGAGACAGAUAUUAAUCUUUUGUGCCCCUCACACCCGAGCCUGUGUUGUGGCUAAGAUGUCGCAUAGAACAAGUGAGCGAGACUUGCAGUCCUCUGCUCGAAGAAUGGGAACAUCCCUCCUCUUUCAGCUGUCUGUGCAUGAGAGAGAGCUUGACUUGGUAUAUCUUGAUCACAGCUAUGCAAAGCCUUGGAGUGCACACCCUGAUGCCAGUAAUGCCCGACCCACCCGCACUCUUUUCAUCACACCACGGAGGCAACAGGAAAGUACAGUCGAGACAGAUGUCCCGAUUGAUGUUGAGACUGUCACUCCCAGCCCCAUGCCAUUGUACGAUAACCAAAAGGCGAGAAGCGUGAUGAACGAGUGUGAACGCCAUGUGAUAUUUGUGCGCACAGACACUGAAGCCCCGCCACCUCCUGAUGACUGGGAAGAGCAUGUGAACAGGACUUGUUGGAGUACGUCUCAGAAUAAGCUUUUUAAUAAGAUUCUGAAAGCUCUGCAAUCUGACCGCUUAGCUCGCCUUGCUAACGAUAAUGCAAUAAAUGAACCGGUACUGAGAAGGAUCGCGGUGGACAAGUGUGCACGUCGCGUACGCCAAGCUCUGGCCUCAGUGGGCUGGGAUACAAAGCUGGUGCAAUGGCUGCACACUACGCUAGUGGAUACGCUCAACCUGCCAUUGCUUGCUGCUUACCUGGAUGCUCUGCAGACACUGAAAGGAAAGAUUCCUGCACUUAUUGACCGCAUGCUCCUAACCUCCACUGUCAGGGCCGGAGGAGCCAGUGCCGAAGCGCUAUCUCUACUGUUGAAGAGGCCGUGGGACCCAGCAGUGGGAGUUUUGUCACAUAACAAGCCUACUAAACUUCCAGGUUCCCCUCUUAUCCUCAUCGCUCCCUCAGGGCCAACCAACGCUAUAUUCCCCACUUCACGGCGACACCGGUUCUGGCAAUCUCAGCUCUCCUGCUUGGCUAAGGUCAUUCCUGUCGGUUCCCAGUUGAUGAACAGUGGUAAUGGAGUCACCUCUUUACAGUGUCUGGAAAACAUGAUUGGUGGACUACGAGGAAAAGUCAUUGAGAUUCACAAUCAUUUCCCUCACAAGCCCGUCAUUCUCAUUGGAUGGAAUACUGGAGCUUUAAUUGCCUGUCAUGUCUCUUUGAUGGAAUAUGUGACAGCCGUGGUGUGUUUGGGAUUUCCACUGCUCACCAUUGAUGGACCCCGAGGUGAUGUUGAUGACCCUCUCCUUGAUAUGAAGACCCCAGUACUUUUUGUGGUUGGCCAGAACUCCCUUCAGUGUCACCCUGAGGCGAUGGAGGACUUUCGAGAGAAGCUCCGCACUGAUAACAGCCUGGUUAUUGUUGGAGGAGCUGAUGAUAACCUUCGUAUAAGCAAAAUAAAGAAGAAAUCAGAGAGUCUGACACAAAGUAUGGUUGACAGGUGCAUUCAGGAUGAGAUUGCUGACUUUCUUACUGGGGUUUUAACUCGAGCUGAGAGUCAUUCUGGCUCUGAUCCUCGCGACCUUGAUGCAGAAAAGAAAAAGAAACCCAGAGAGUUCCUGAGGAGAGAUUUAUCCCUUGAUCUGUCUGACCGGAGCAGCAGUCCGGCGGCACCGGCGGCCCGCUUCCCUGCCUCCCCCUCUGGCUCCGAGGAUCUGUCCAGUAUGUCUAGCAGUCCUGCUUCCAGCCCUAAGACUAAGUUAACUGCAAUCCCUACAACCCAUAAACCAGGACAAACAGCGGUGCCACUAAAGACCCAAAUACAAAGACCAGGAACCACUGUGAUCCCAAAACAAGCCCAAGCCCAGUUUGCUGCUUUCCUGAAACAAAACAUGUUAGUGAGAAAGACGCUUCCUACAGGAUCUCCCUCUUGUGUCUUUGUUCCCGUCUCUUCAGAGUCAGAGGAGAAAGAGGACAGCAGGGGACAGCUGAAGAGGCCCCCAAGCCCAGGAAGUACCCAUGGACUAAAGAAUUCCAAACGUGCCAAAAUCAAAGUGACCAUUGUCUCCCACGGGGAUACUGCAGGAGGAGGGAGCUCCAUCUCACAAGAAGCCUCAAAGUCGUCACCCACAACAGUGAUUGGCCAGUCUACAGUGGGCGCUAAAGAGAUCACCAGCCUGCUUACUGCUCCUAAAAUGGGCUCUGAAAAUGUGUCAUCCAGCUCAUCACCUUCUGCUCUGAUCCCCAGUACUUCUGGUCCUAGCGCGUUUCACUCCAUCCAAAGUCGGCUGGUGUCCAGUAUUGUCCCAGGUAUGCAGAGCCAGCAGGCUGGAACAUUGACAGGCACAAACUCCGGAGCCUCUGCCAGCAGCCUCCUGCAGGGGUUAAGCUUUAGCCUCCAAGAUAUUGGCAGUAAAUCAACUGUCCUCCCUGGCACCACUGCCAACACUGGAUCCACCACUCAGGCGUUGGCAGUUAAAGCUCCCACCCCACUCCAAGGCUUGGCUACGAUAACUACGGGAACUGGCACAAUCCUGCGUACCAUCCCUGUGGUGACUGCUUCUUCCUCCUUUGUGACAUCAGCUGGUGGAAAACCGACAGCUAUCCAUCAAUUACUCACAAAUGGUGGCCUAGCAAAACUGGCUAGUAGUAUACCCGGCUUGGCACAGCUCUCCAAUCCAACGACAGGCUUAAAGGCUCCUACCACUAUCACCGUCACUCUCCGUGGUCAGCCCAGUCGUGUCACCACCCUCAGCCAGGCCACUAUGGGAGCAGGGGUACAGUCCAAACCAGAAGAUGCCUCCCUGCAGGCACAAGACUCUUCUCCCACCACGGUCUCAGCCAGUAAACUUCUCCCCCCUCUUGUGACAGAACAGUGCAAAGUAUCGACAUCCAGCGACAGAACACCUGGUGAGAAAACCUUAUCCAUAGUGCGUGCAGUCACCCCUCCAGCAGUCACUACCAGUCCACCCAAGACGCUGUACGUCAUGUCAGAUGCCAAGCUUUCUGCCCUCACCAAAUCUGUGGGCAGUGACUUAACCGCUUUACCCCUGAAACAAAUGACUUUGCAGAGCUCCGCAGCGGUCACCACUGGAGCAGUGACUUUCACUACCCCUUCAUUGGGCAACACACCAAAUCCUGCCUGCACGGUGGUGCUCUCCAAGAUCGGCCCAGUACUACAGGCUUCCUCAAAAACUGUUAUCUUAGCAAAAACUGAAGCUAGUGACAAAACACCAGGGAACCAUGUGAUAAGUGCUGUGGAGAGCUUGGGCAGAGUACCAUCUGUCAUUGACGAGUGCAGCACCAUCAUUCACAGCCGGGAGUCACUGGUCAACAGGAAGCUUCUACAGCCUGCUCUUAUAGCAUUAUCUGGCUCUAGUAAUGUCGUACAGAGUCCAGGGACAUCGGCCAAUCAGAAACCACAAUGACUCACAUUUCAGUAAGCACACAAUUCUAGGGACAAUUGCCACUUCUAGAAUACCCUCGUGCUUGAUUAAACUUUCGCUAAACAAGAUGAUAAAAGGAAAAAGAUGGCUGGCAGAGGAGCGUCCCUUUAUCUGACACAGAGGAAGUAUUAAAUAAACACUGCCCAAAUGGUGUUCAGGACGGAACUGCGGAAAACUAAACAACGAUUAAAUGUUUGUAAACCAGGAACAAUUCCAUGUUAAGCAAACCAAAGUAGUCUUUACUGUUACAGCAAUCAUUUCAGGGCAUACCCUGUGAGACGUUAUAGAGACGACUCAAAUGUAAAUAAUAUAUAAGUUCUCGUAGUUGGUGAAACAUUUUUCUUACUAUCACUUUUUAGUUUAACCACGUGAGCGUUUUCUUGUUCUGGUUUCACAUAAAAUGAAGAGAGUGUAGUGUGGAUAGCCACUGGUGUUUACACUCUGCUUUCCACAAAGGUGGCGACGAGGUACACAGCUGGACGGUUAUCACAGAAAACAGACUGACCGUUUUCUUGCAGCAGACCUUGCUCCAUAUUUCCAUUUGUGUGAGGACCACAAUCGGCAUGGCGUAAGGAGGUCAAUAAAACUUUAUACGGUGUUAUUUCCGUAGCUUGUAUAGACAUGGAAUCUGCCAUCUUAACAUCCUUGGAAGACUUAAUGGUCUGUGGUGCCACCACAUUACUAAUAAUGUGACAAAAUAGGUACUUGGCUGCGUGACUUUAUAUAUGGCUGGUGAAUAGACUGUACAGUUCUGAGAUGCAUCAGUUGUAGAUGGUUAUAAAGAUGUACAAAAUUCUAGAUUUUCAAACCUGUAUUAAUUUUAAUGUAUAUUUAACACCCAAUGUGUGUCAUUUAAAUAAUGGUCUAUAAACUAUUGCCCACCAGUGUGGCGUUGUAGAGUAGAGUUUGCAGCAUUUGCUUAGAUAACUUUGCUCCCAUGUAGUUACAGAUGGGCAAGAAGGACAACAAAUAAAAUGUUUGCAGUUA